Prorocentrum cordatum is the source of this 653-nucleotide messenger RNA. NCBI's taxonomy places the organism in Eukaryota, Dinophyceae, Prorocentrales, Prorocentraceae. The record is from the annotation of a GenBank genome assembly.
UCGAGAACGCGCUCAGGGACGAGACGCAGCAGUCAACCAUCACAACCGCGAAGGGCAGGUUCUGGGCCUACUUCAUGGAGCUGAACACGUGGCUGCCAGUGACGACUGCAGUGCGGGGUGCGACGAUCAAGAAUACGAUCACAAAGGAGAUGUCGGAAUACUUCGGCGCCGAGUCUGAGUUGAAGAUCUACAAGUGUUACGGGCAAUCCCCUGCUGGAGAUCCCAUUGGCGACGACGAACUCGUGAACCUCAUCCAGUGGAUCUACGUCCGCAAGACCGACGGCGGCGACGGCGGCGACGGCGACGCCAGCUCCGACACUCAGCCUGAGCACCCGGCCGUCAACAUACCCGAGAUCGAGACGUGGGUGAGGUACAACGACGAGUGGAAGAGGGUGAUGUUGCCGAACCUCGAGGGGCCCACGCAGGGUCGCCUAUUCGUCAACGUGAGCCGCUUGAAACGCAGGGCGCUCGAGGAGUUCGGGUUCACGGACAUUGACGAGCUCAUCCUCAGGGCCGCCGACAUCCACUGGAACGACGGGGGAGAUGCGGCGUUCCCAGCGCUCAGGCUCAACGAGCGCGUCAUUCACCGCAAGUGGUACUCGCCGGUCGUCGACAGGGCCAUGGUUGACUUCGCGCUCGAGGGUGAGCAGUGA